GUACCUAAAGCAUCUAUCCUCGGACGAUCUCGCGAAUGUUGGUUGAGAAUACGUAAAUGAUGCAAGGCAACGUAGUGCAUCAACGCCUCUGGUGGAUUAUUAUCCUACCUAAUUUCUGCAUAAUGUUGUAGAAAAUCAGAAAUAAAUGUGAGCUCAAAUAUGCUCUAUAACCGCGCACGACAUUAAAAUGUAUUUUUUUUUUUCACAUAUAUCUUUAGUUUCGAAAAAUCUAGUAACAUUGUCUGGUAAAUCUAGCGACACUUGUGUAUAUGUGUAAUGCGAAUUUGGCUUCGGAUAAACCUUGAAGAAUACGACGACGCAAUUUAUGCGACGCUUUUAGGAUUAUUUUAACAUUUCGCAUCGUAGUAGUGAUGCUGGUCGGUGCAGAAUAGUCCGAAGGUAAUUGUUGGAGGACUUUUUUGAUAUUGAGGCCGUCAGGCGCAAGAGCACAUGCAUAAUGUUUAUGACAACGGAUAUUAUUACGAGCGAAAAUUGAGGUUACAUUUUGUAUCCGAACUCUUUUCGGAGGCUUGCACAUAGGCCUUCGGAGUGGACGUUCCUGUUUGAGAUAUGUCGAUUAGGAUUUUAGCCCAACGUCUUGUACAAGAUGGUCGAUUUCUUCUGCGCUCCAUUAAAAAUCCGGAGCACUUUUUCAACACAAAAAGCGCAAAUUUCACCAAGAUACACUGUGCACGAGUAGGUGAGUCCCAGGGCCACGUGCGUGCAGGUACUGGUGGCUUGUCGUCCAGUACCGGUCACCUUGGCUUCCUGGGAACUCAAGCACGACGUCUAUUCGUUGAUAAUGUACUGAAGCGAGUGACCAACACCCUUGCAGCUGAGUUGAGACGUCGAGCUGCAAGACGACUGUUCGGUGGUGAUUCGGCACCAUUUUUUGCUUUGGUGGGAGUUUCGUUGGCAUCUGGUACUGGUGUUCUAACAAAGGAAGAUGAAUUGGAAGGCGUAUGUUGGGAGAUCAGGGAAGCAGUCUCGAAAUUACAAUGGAAUAAAUCUAAGAACGAUAAAAAUUAUGAAAGUAUACAAAAGGUCUCGAUGGGUAAUAACCUUAGUUUAAAAAGUUUUGUAGUAGGGCCGCUGAUAGAAAAAGGCUGCUCAGCCGCUGUCUAUGCUGGUCGUUUAAAGAACAGCCAGGAGAGUAAAAGUAGCAACAAUAUAAUUUUAGAUAAAAACACAGACCUAUCUGUUUUUCCACUGGCAAUUAAAAUGAUGUUUAAUUACGAUGCGGAAUCCAAUGCAAAUGCAAUCCUAAAAUCAAUGUUUAGAGAAACAACGCCAGCUUGGAAGCAUUAUAGUAACGACGAAGUUAUAUAUUGGCAAGUACAUAUGGCAAACAAUAUAAAAACUUUGCCUCCCCAUACAAACAUAGCAGCUGUGUAUGCUGCGUUUGCUGACACUGUACCUCUACUACCAGCAUCGAACGAAAUGUAUCCAGAUGCAUUGCCAGCGAGACUUAAUCCCGAAGGCUCAGGAAGAAAUAUGAGUCUAUUUUUAUUAAUGAAAAGAUACGAUAUUACUUUGAAGCAAUAUGUGCUUGAAAAGCCAAUGAAAACUCAUGUUUCGAUCUUAUUAUUAGCACAGUUAUUAGAAGGAGUCGCUCAUAUACAUUCUCAUGGUAUAGCCCAUAGGGAUCUUAAAUCUGAUAAUAUACUACUCGAUAUUUCGGAGGAGCUUGAUAAUUGUCCGACAUUGGUAAUAACAGAUUUUGGAUGCUGUUUAGCAGAUAAAAAUCUUGGUCUACAUCUUCCGUAUAAUUCUCAUGACAUUGAUAAAGGUGGAAACGCCGCUCUAAUGGCUCCUGAAAUAAUUUUAUCCGAGCCAGGGACUUUUACAAGCCUUAAUUAUUCAAAGUCCGAUCUUUGGACUGUCGGUGCUAUUGCAUACGAAAUAUUCGGUAUGCCAAAUCCCUUUUGUGGAACUUAUCAGCAAAAGUCAUUAUUGAAAAAUUACAAUUACAACGAAGAUGAUCUACCUACACUGCCAGCAUCCGUUCCAACUGUAAUAGCAGCUUUAAUUAGGAAUAUGCUAUUACGCAGUACAUACAAGCGCCUUAGCGUCGAAAUGGCAACAACUGUAAUGCAUCUACACUUAUGGGCCCCGAGUUGUUGGUUUAAAAAAGGAACCAAAAUUCCUUCCAAUAGCGAAAUAAUACAGUGGCUUUUGUGUUUAACCACAAAAAUAUUACAUGAAAGUAAAAAUAAUUCUGCGGACGAGUACCAGAAUGUCAAAGACGAAAAGCAUAAUGAGAAAAUUAUUUAUCAACGAUCAUUAUCAACACGAUCAUGUGGUAGACGUACAAUGCCAGAAUAUCAAUUAAUUGCAUGCUUCUUAGAAAAAGACUGCAAACACGUUUUAGAACUUGAUGUUAGAAAUAAUGAAAUAACCGAUUGCGGCAUUAAUGAUAUGUGUCGGUACGGGGCGGAAUUGCAGUUGCAAGUAUUGCGAUUAAGCGGAAACAAAAUUGGGGUUGAAAAUUCCAAACAAAUUGCAACAAUGAUUGUAAAAAACAAUUUUAUAAAGCAUCUUGACAUCGCUGAAGUUGGACAAAAUGAAUCAAGUUUGGUUUAUUUUACGACGGUAUUGCGAUCGGAUCAGGAUUAUUUUAACGACUGUUUGAAGAUUUUAGAUCUCAGUCGACCGAUUCCUCAAUGCUUGUAUACAAAAUUUGAUAGUUCGCACAUCGCUACACUUAUUGGAACCAUGUUGCGAGUAAUAAUUAAAAUUUUUGUUUAUAAUUGUUAAUGGCAAUUGAUUA
Molecule: messenger RNA, 2770 nt
Organism: Ceratosolen solmsi marchali
Lineage: Eukaryota; Metazoa; Arthropoda; Insecta; Hymenoptera; Agaonidae
Gene: Pink1
Product: PTEN-induced putative kinase 1
Exons: 10
Coding region: 571-2757 (728 amino acids)
Biological process (GO): positive regulation of mitochondrial fission; protein phosphorylation; autophagy of mitochondrion
Cellular component (GO): mitochondrion
Molecular function (GO): protein serine/threonine kinase activity; ATP binding
Source: RefSeq, a predicted model, not a curated record